Molecule: messenger RNA, 183 nt
Organism: Rodentolepis nana
Lineage: Eukaryota; Metazoa; Platyhelminthes; Cestoda; Cyclophyllidea; Hymenolepididae
Source: the annotation of a GenBank genome assembly
GACUUGCCGGAGAUGUUUGUGCAGAGAUUUAGCGGAAAAGCUGGAAAGAAGGCCGGUAAAGGUGCAGCAGCGGCAGCUUCAGUCGAAGAAUCGAUUACCGAUGACAUGAAAACGGGUCCUCUCGUAGUGACACUUAACUUCAAGAAGCACGUUUUUGAUCCCUCAAAGCGUUUUGUACAAUAA